Molecule: messenger RNA, 3429 nt
Organism: Xenopus laevis (African clawed frog)
Lineage: Eukaryota; Metazoa; Chordata; Amphibia; Anura; Pipidae
Gene: slc33a1.L
Product: solute carrier family 33 (acetyl-CoA transporter), member 1 L homeolog
Biological process (GO): acetyl-CoA transmembrane transport
Cellular component (GO): membrane; endoplasmic reticulum membrane
Molecular function (GO): acetyl-CoA transmembrane transporter activity
Source: RefSeq, marked provisional
GCCGGCGGUGCAAUGGCAUGUGAAUGGGCUUGUCAAGUCACACAUUGGCACUCUGUGCAUUAGACGCAUGGGUCGCAGCAUCCAGCCGAGAAGCAAUGUGUCGCUGCUGCCGCUAGUCGUACAACAUCUGGAGGGAAGGCCGCAGGUUGGACGCCUCCAAUACGGUUUCUCAGAGAAUCCGCUGUGCCACUGAAGAGCACCUGGUGGGCAUCCCGUAUUACCCACACUGCAAUGGGAAGCAUAUUUUCUGUGCUUCAAAGAAUGACUAAACAGAGUUAAUAUUUCCUCAGCUUCGAAGUCAAGAGAGUAAGUGAUAUGUCACCGUCACUAACUUAUAAAGAGAGCAGACAGCGUCGUCAAAACAACCUGUAUUCUGACUUGAACAAUGUUGAAUACAGUGGUCAAGAAGAUAUGGAUGAAGAUGGCAGAGAGGCUUUGCUACAGGACUGUGAACUGUCUGCUCCCCAAAAAUCUGCCAAUUAUAAAGCAGAGCUAGGGAAUAUUCUUUUUUUGCUUUUUCUAUAUGUUUUGCAAGGAAUUCCCCUGGGACUUGCUGCAAGUAUUCCUUUAAUACUCCAAAGUAAAAAUGUUAGCUACACAGACCAAGCAAUCUUCAGCUUUGUCUUCUGGCCAUUUAGCCUCAAGCUGUUCUGGGCACCAUUGGUGGACUCCCUGUACAUUAAGAAAUUCGGCCGCAGGAAAUCCUGGCUGGUUCCUACACAGUAUAUUUUGGGAUUGUUUAUGAUGUACUUAGCAGCCACAGUAGACAAUCUCCUCGGUGGAGAACAUGGCCCGGAUAUGUUUGCUUUAACAGCUACUUUCUUUUUAUUUGAAUUCUUGGCUGCCACUCAGGACAUUGCAGUGGAUGGCUGGGCUCUGACCAUGCUUUCCAAAGAGAACGUGGGGUAUGCUUCAACAUGCAAUUCUGUAGGACAGACAGCUGGAUACUUCAUGGGAAAUGUUCUCUUCCUUGCACUGGAAUCAGCAGACUUUUGCAACAAGUACUUAAGGAUUACUCCACAGCCCAAAGGAUUGGUUACUCUUCCAGACUUCUUGUUCUUCUGGGGAGUAAUAUUUCUGGUUACUACAACCUUCGUAGCGGUGCUGAAAAAAGAGAACAAGAAUGAAAAAGCAAGCAAGGAAGAGACUCAGAGUGUGAAAGAGGCCUAUGGCCUCCUGUUAAACAUAGUGAGAAUGCCGGCCGUUCUCAAGUUCUGUGUCUUGCUCUUAACAGCAAAGAUUGGAUUUUCAGCAGCCGAUGCAGUCACAGGCCUUAAACUUAUAGAAAGGGGAGUUCCUAAAGAACAUUUGGCUCUUCUGGCAGUGCCUAUGGUCCCCCUGCAAAUCCUCCUACCUUUGAUAAUCAGCAAGUAUACUGCAGGCCCAAAACCCCUGGACAUCUUCCUCAAAGCCAUUCCUUUUAGGUUAUUGAUGGGAUUAGAAUUUGCCUUUUUAGUUUGGUGGACUCCAAGAGUAAGCCAUGAGACUGGAUUCCCUCUGUAUUAUUAUCUUGUGAUUCUGCUGAGCUAUGCUUUACACCAGAUUACUUUAUAUAGCAUGUUUGUGGCAAUUAUGGCUUUUAACGCCAAAGUCAGCGACCCUCUCAUUGGUGGGACAUACAUGACACUUUUAAAUACAGUGUCUAACUUGGGGGGAAACUGGCCUGCUACAAUGGCCCUUGGGAUGGUGGACCACUUGACAAGCAAGGAAUGUGUUGGAGCAGAAGGACACAGUUGUAUUGGUCAUGAUGCUGCCGAACUCUGCGUGAAAUCUGGCGGCUCUUGCGUUACCCUUGUUGAUGGAUAUUAUGUGGAAUCAAUUGUAUGUGUUGUCAUUGGGUUUUGCUGGUGGUUCUUUUUUGGCCAAAGGUUGAAGAAACUCCAGGAUGAAGGACAGUCUUCAUGGAAAUGCAGGAGGAGGAAUUAUUUCUGAAAUAACACUGGAAAUUAUACUAGUUGAUCAUGUGUCUGUUAUUAAUGUGGGUCAAAACUGCAAGGAAAAGGUGCUCAGUGGUGUCGGUUAAUGAAUGCUAAUUCUCAUAUCUAAAUAUUGUGUGAAGGGCCUGUUUUGGUUUUAUAAUGCUCAAUACAGCAAACUGCUCUGAAGCAAAAAAGAAAGUAAAGAAGAUCUGACAAACCUAAAACAUUCCAUAUUUUUUUUUUAUCGGUGUAUUUACUGUAUGGCUCAUUUAUAAAUAUCCUGCAAUGCCAGGAUGUUAAGUCACGCCAGUUACUUAAUUCUUUUUUUCUAUACAGGCAUUAUGUAAGUCUAUACUGGAAUCAGUAGCUUUCUACAGAAAGGGAACAAUCUGUUGGAUAUAUCCGACACUUCGUCUCAGUGUGUAUACCAAUGCCAGUGGUUAUUUCUUCCUCUGAGCUACAGAUAGGUUCCUAGUUUUACUUGAAUGCAGACAAAUGAAUGCUGGAAGCCACCUUCAGAAAUGUAUACAUACAUUAAACUGUACUUGUAAUUUUAAGUGGGAGAUUCUAUAAUUGUAUAUAAGUAUAUGUGAUCAUGGAGGAACGGCUUCCCAGACCAGAGCAUGCGUAAACAAAUUUCAGUCUGUUGAGGCAGAACUUAUUCCAAAUCUGUAUUCCAUUUGCUGUAAUGAGCAGGGCCCUGGAGUACUGUCAUAUUGACUGCUACCAGAUACGGUACAUAGUAUUUGAAGCAUAUGAAUUGCAUUUUUAAAAAUGACUUAAGAAAAUUUUCAUAAUCCUCUGUUAAAGGACCAGUAACAGCAAACAUUUUCUAAAAUAAACUUGUUAGUAUUCUACGAAAAAAAGACGCCAACACAUAUUGAAUUUUAAAAUCGCUAAGUCUUUAUUAAGAAAUAACUGAAACGCAGCUUGCACUCCUCUUCAGAAACGGUGACGAUCCAUCGUGCGGCACUCAAUUUCUCCUCCCUGGCUAUAUCCUAUAAGGAAGGCAGGGAGGAGAAAUGGAGUGCCGCACGAUGGAUCGUCGACCGCCUUUUCUUAAGAGGAGCGCAAGUGGAAUUUCAGUAAGUUAUUUCUGAAAGACUUAGCGACUCUAAAGUUUAAUAUAUGUUGGUGUCUUUUUUUCGUAGCAUACUAAUGAAUUUUUUUUAAAAAAUGUUGCUGUUACUGGUCCUUUAAGCAGCAUUCCUAGGAUUGUAUAGUUUUUAUUCUGUGUCUUACCAUCCAUCUUUUGACUGGAAUCUGGUUCCCCAAAGGUGAUUUUACUAUAAUUUUUUGGUUUGUGUUUUUCUAAACUUUUAUGAAUUAAUCAAGACACGGCAAAUACUGUAAGUUGUUUAUUGACAGAAUCUUUAAAUAUCCAAUGAAAAUUUUUAUAAAAACAAAAAUCAUUAGUGAUAUGUUCUAUUUUCUUAUAAUCACUGAUUGAACGAAAACAACCUUUUUAAGGUUUGUUAAAGUUACAUUGUAUAUUAAAGAAAAAUAUCAA